This is a messenger RNA of Phycodurus eques (leafy seadragon), 1406 nucleotides long. It is a transcript of the gene slc25a44a, whose product is annotated as solute carrier family 25 member 44a. The record is from RefSeq and is a predicted model, not a curated record. Lineage: Eukaryota; Metazoa; Chordata; Actinopteri; Syngnathiformes; Syngnathidae. Gene Ontology annotation, cellular component: mitochondrion. Gene Ontology annotation, molecular function: branched-chain amino acid transmembrane transporter activity. Gene Ontology annotation, biological process: branched-chain amino acid catabolic process; transmembrane transport. The transcript has 4 exons. Bases 387 to 1340 code for a protein of 317 amino acids.
UGAACGCGUCAGGAGCAAGCAGUCAAAAAAGUUAAACAGUCGAAAGUAACCUCUUCGACAGUCGCCCUUGAAAUUAAACCUACUCCUCGAUAUUGUUAUCGUGUUUUGUACACGGGAAAAUGUCUCCAAAACGAUAAGGACAAGCAGCAGCCGAGACGACCUUUCACCUUCGGUUUAGCUAUUCAGUACAGUAGCCGUCAUGGACGGAAGACGGGCAACAGCGUGUCGUCGUCGUCGAACAGGAGGCCCAAUGAAAGAGUGAGACGAGCGACAAGGGGGGAACCGAGCUACUGGGCCUCUAAACAGUUGCGAUGACUCCUGGAGGGCGGACGACAUCAGCCUUGAGGCUUUAGCGACGUGGCACUCCCCCCCCACCCAGGACCACCAUGCAGCAGAAAGGUGCCAUCCAGAUCAUCGAAUGGGAGGACCUGGACAAGAGGAAGUUCUACUCGCUGGGCGUGCUCAUGACGCUGAGCACGCGCGCCACCGUGUACCCGGCCAGCCUUAUCCGCACGCGCCUGCAGGUUCAGAAGGGCAAGGCGCUCUACUCGGGCACGGUGGAUGCCUUCUGCAAGAUCCUGCGGGCGGAGGGCGUGCAGGGCCUGUACCGCGGCUUCAUGGUCAACACCUUCACCCUGGUCUCGGGCCAGGCGUACAUCACCACCUAUGAGCUGGCUCGCCGCUACGUGUCACGGUACUCAUCCAGCAACACGCUCAAGUCGGUGGUGGCGGGCGGGGCGGCGUCGCUGGUGGCGCAGACCAUCACGGUGCCAAUCGACGUGGUGUCGCAGCACCUCAUGAUGCAGGGCCAGGGCGAGCACAGCGGCCGCUUCAAGGCCAAACCCAAGAUGAUGCUGGCGGCCACCAAGCGCAGGCUGACCUUCGGGCAGACGCGGGACAUUUCAGUGCAGAUCUUCGCUGCGGACGGUUUCAGGGGCUUCUACAGGGGCUACGUGGCGUCCCUUCUCACCUACAUCCCAAAUAGUGCACUUUGGUGGCCCUUUUAUCACUUUUACGCAGAGCAACUAUCUCUGAUGGCGCCUCGCGAGUGUCCCCACCUCAUUCUGCAGGCGCUGGCUGGGCCCAUGGCCGCCGCCACCGCCUCCACCAUCACCAACCCCAUGGACGUGGUCCGGGCGAGGGUGCAGGUUGAGGGCCGCUCGUCGGUGGUAGAGACUUUCAAGCAGCUUCUGGCAGAGGAGGGCAUCGGCGCUAUGACCAAGGGGCUGUCAGCCCGGAUCAUCUCCUCCACGCCCACGUCGGUGCUCAUUGUGGUGGGCUACGAGACCCUCAAGAGGCUUAGCUUACGGGACGACCUGGUCCAGUCCAGACACUGGUAGAGGAAGCAAAGCCCAACGCCGCAUUUUACCUCAUGGCAAGAGCUCACUUUGGUCUCUGCAACAAAA